Messenger RNA from Durio zibethinus, 2817 nucleotides. RefSeq names its product glucomannan 4-beta-mannosyltransferase 2-like. NCBI's taxonomy places the organism in Eukaryota, Viridiplantae, Streptophyta, Magnoliopsida, Malvales, Malvaceae. Gene Ontology annotation, cellular component: Golgi apparatus. The record is from RefSeq and is a predicted model, not a curated record. Gene Ontology annotation, molecular function: mannan synthase activity.
AUCCUCAAGUUGCAACAGUUAAUGUUCUGAGCUUUUAUGGUCACCAAAAAAAAAAAAAAGAAGGCCAAAUCUGACUAUAAAACGACCCUUUUUCUCUCUCCAUAUAUUGCCCUGCUUUCUGUCUCACAGUCUCUCUGCAUCUCUCUCUCUCUCUUUCUCUCUUGCAUUGCCUCGCUUCCUAUCUGUUUUUUCAUAGAAAGAAACAGAAGCUGCAUUGGCUGGCAACAGAUUUGUGAGAGAGUUAAAGGGGAGGGCUGACAAAUAACCAUCCCCUGUUUUUUUUUUUCUCUGUUUUCCUCUGCUCUGCUGAGUGGGAGAGAGAGAGGCGGAUAUGGCGCAAAUUUCACCAAAGCUUCUGAUUCCAGAAUCAUUUCAAGUGUCAAGAGAUGAUAUUACAGGCCAAAUUGGUUUGAUAUGGGAGCUAAUCAAAGCACCAUUAAUAGUUCCUGUACUGACUCUUGGUGUCUACGUUUGCUUAGCUAUGUCGCUCAUGCUCUUCAUGGAGCGGCUUUACAUGGGAAUUGUCAUUAUUCUUGUUAAGCUGUUCUGGAAAAAACCAGAGCAGCGUUACAAAUUUGAGCCUAUUCAGGAUGAUGUGGAACUUGGUAGCUCAAAUUUCCCUGUUGUUCUAGUCCAAAUCCCAAUGUUCAAUGAAAAAGAGGUUUACAAGAUCUCCAUUGGCGCAGCUUGUGGGCUUUCAUGGCCGUCUGAUCGUCUCGUGAUCCAAGUACUCGAUGAUUCAACUGACCCUGCUAUCAAGCUAAUGGUAGAGCAAGAGUGCCUGAGGUGGGCAAGCAAAGGAAUAAACAUAACGUACCAAAUCAGGGAAAACCGAACAGGUUACAAAGCUGGAGCCUUGAAAGAAGGAUUGAAGAGAAGCUAUGUCAAACAUUGUGAAUUUGUGGUCAUCAUCGAUGCUGAUUUCAGGCCAGAGCCUGACUUCCUUAGAAGAAGCAUCCCUUUCUUGGUCCACAACCCUGACAUUGCUCUCGUUCAAGCUCGCUGGAGAUUUGUGAAUGCAGACGAAUGCUUGUUAACAAGAAUGCAAGAGAUGUCACUGGAUUACCAUUUCACAGUGGAGCAGGAAGUUGGAUCAUCAACUCAUGCUUUCUUUGGUUUUAAUGGAACUGCUGGUAUUUGGAGAAUUGCAGCCAUUAAUGAGGCAGGUGGGUGGAAGGAUAGAACCACCGUGGAGGACAUGGACCUUGCCGUCCGAGCUAGUCUUAGGGGAUGGAAAUUUGUUUACCUUGGUGAUCUUCAGGUAAAAAGUGAACUUCCUAGUACUUUUAAGGCCUUCCGUUUCCAGCAACAUAGAUGGUCUUGUGGUCCUGCUAAUCUGUUCAGGAAAAUGGUGUGGGAGAUCAUUCAAAACAAGAAAGUGAAAUUCUGGAAGAAAGUAUAUGUUAUCUACAGCUUCUUCUUCGUCCGAAAGAUCACUGCUCAUAUGGUCACCUUUUUCUUUUACUGUGUUGUUCUUCCUCUUACGAUUUUGGUUCCUGAAGUUAAAGUUCCCAUUUGGGGAGCCGUUUAUAUUCCUUCAAUCAUCACCAUUCUAAACUCAGUUGGAACACCAAGAUCCAUCCACCUGUUAUUUUACUGGAUUCUUUUCGAGAAUGUGAUGUCAUUGCACCGGACUAAGGCAACAUUCAUUGGCCUCCUGGAGGCAGGCAGAGCUAAUGAGUGGGUUGUCACUGAGAAACUAGGAGAUGCUGUCAAGAAAGCAGCAGAUGCUGCUAAGAACAAAACAAAUGUCAAAGCACCCAGAAAAUUUAGAUUCAAAUUUACUGAUAGACUCAACACAUUGGAGCUGGGAUUCGCGGCAUUCCUUUUCCUUUGCGGAUGCUAUGAUUUUGUCCAUGGGAAGAACAACUACUUCGUAUACCUUUUCCUCCAAACAAUUACCUUCUUCAUCACUGGAAUUGGCUAUGUUGGCACCAUCAUUUAGUGCAACUGCUACAUUGGCACAAUCCCGUAAGCUUUUGUGUCGGUGUAUGAGCAGUGUUUUUUCUCCCCACCACAAGCAAAAGUAUUAAGUGGGAGUCUGUCUGCAACCAUUUGACUGUGGCUAUAUCACUUAUUUUUAGCUCAUUCAAACAGAAACAGGUCAUUCAACAAAUUCAGCACCAAAAAGCUGUCGCCAUCUCUCCCUCAAAAUCAUUCCUGUUAAUGGAUCAGAAAAAGAAACGCUGUUGUUAUGCCAAUAUAUUUAUACAGAGUCAAGGACAAAGGAAAUGCAAAAAGAGCCUGUAGUAAAAGACAACAGGGAGAUGAUGUUAUUUUCUUUGAACAGUUUGCUUGAAUUGUAAGAUUUUUUUUUUUUCCUUUUCUCUUGUUUCUUCUUUUGGUUCCUUAUUUUUGGGUGUCCCAUUUGUUAGUUUUACUCAAGCUUUUGAAGGGAAUAAAGUGAGUAAUCACAGUUAAAAUUUAUCAAAUCCCAGUAUUUAUAUGUUUCUGUUAUAUCCUUGGUUUCGUAUCAGAACCCUAUAAAAAGGGAAAUUUUGCUAUGCUGUAAAUAAUUUCCUUCUGGUCCUUUCUCUAAUUUACUGGAUUCCUUUCCAAGACAUUAACUGUGGCAAUAAUUGCUGCAUUAUGUUGAACAAAUGCUUAUAAAAGAUGCAAUUCUCUUUGGCUUGAUCAUGUCCGUUAAGAAGAUUUACAGCUCUCAAACAAACAAAGAAAAAGGUAAAGUCUUUUUCCUGGACCAAAAUGUGUCCAUGACCAAUUGCUGCAAGUCUGCAGACUGCAGUUGAUGCAUAUUGACCCUUUUUUCUUCUUUUUCUUUGUACAAUACAAAACUUCUGUGAAUAAAUCAAUGUC